This is a messenger RNA of Didymella exigua CBS 183.55, 819 nucleotides long. Its product is annotated as HET-domain-containing protein. The record is from RefSeq and is a predicted model, not a curated record. Bases 1 to 819 code for a protein of 272 amino acids. The transcript is spliced from 2 exons. NCBI's taxonomy places the organism in Eukaryota, Fungi, Ascomycota, Dothideomycetes, Pleosporales, Didymellaceae.
AUGUCAGAACCUCAAGGCCUGGAUUCGUUCUACACGCAUGACCCGCUUAAUCACAACGACUACAUAAGGCUCAUCCGGGUGCCACCGAAAGAGACUACAAGAGAUGCUGCCACACAGAUCGCGGUCGAUAUCCAGACUGUGCCGUUUCAACAUGCUCCCCCAUAUACCGCGUUAUCCUACGUCUGGGGCCCGCCUGAAAUAUACAAGACCAUAUCCAUAUUGGGACGGCAGUUCAGCGUUCGGGUGAACCUCUGGGACUUUCUCGACUGCGUACAGCAAAGUGAGAGUCUGAAUUACAUAUGGGUGGACGCUUUGUGCAUCGACCAAUCUUGUACUACUGAGCGCAACCACCAAGUCGCUCUUAUGGGUCAGAUCUACUCGCGAGCCAGUGUAAUUGUUGCCUGGCUAGGCGCAGGCCCUUCCGAGCUUGUUCAAGCUUUUGGAGAACUAGCGCUGAUGAGGCCUGCGGAGACUGUCGAACAAUUCGACUGCAACAGGGCGUUGAUAAGGCGUUUCGGACCGACUUUUCGAGAAUGCAACUAUUGGCGUCGAGCCUGGGUUGUGCAAGAGUACGUCCUUGCGCAGCACGUGGAGUUCUGGUGUGGCCAAGAGAGAAUGGAGGUCGGAACCCAAGAGCUUUGUGCGAGGAUGCUCUGGAACACGGUGUUCGACAGUGACACAGGAAUUCACGAUUUGGUUCGACUACGCCAAGCACGACAGUGUGAACAAGAUGCACCGAAAGACAUGUACGAGCUACUGUCUAGUCUCUCCAUGCAUCUCCGGAAAUGUGCAGACACACGAAGAGCAGCUCAAAAAUGA